Calypte anna (Anna's hummingbird) is the source of this 1963-nucleotide messenger RNA. It is a transcript of the gene SLC39A3, whose product is annotated as solute carrier family 39 member 3. Gene Ontology annotation, biological process: zinc ion transmembrane transport. Gene Ontology annotation, molecular function: zinc ion transmembrane transporter activity. Gene Ontology annotation, cellular component: plasma membrane. The record is from RefSeq and is a predicted model, not a curated record. Lineage: Eukaryota; Metazoa; Chordata; Aves; Apodiformes; Trochilidae. The coding region runs from base 253 to 1194 and encodes 313 amino acids. The transcript is spliced from 4 exons.
GGGCGGUUACCGUGGCAACGGGGCGGCCAUUGGGAGGGCUGGCCGCUGCAAACCGGGGUUCUUCACGGCUCUGCCUCAUGUUUUCCACUGCUUCAACCUUCCCUUGAGGGCUGCGAGGCUCAGCAGGGCCCGUCCUGGUGAAUUGUUGGGUUUACAGAAUGUUCUCAGGCUGCUGAGAGAACCCGGGCAGGGCUGGUGCCGGUUCCUGGAGACCUGGAGGAGAAACUCGAGGUUCUGAGCCCAGGAAGCACCAUGAAGCUCGUGGUGGCCAAAGUGCUGUGCCUGCUGGGCAUCUGUGGCCUCAUGCUGGCCGGGUCCCUCCUGCCUGUCAGGAUCAUGGAUGCUGAUUACGAGAAGGCUCACAGCUCCAGGAAGGUCCUGGCCCUCUGCAAUUCCUUUGGAGGAGGGGUCUUCCUGGCCACCUGCUUCAACACCCUGCUGCCUGCUGUCAGGGAGAAGCUCAGCGAAGUUCUCAAGCAGGGCAACACGACCACGGAGUACCCGGUGGCAGAGACCAUCAUGGUGGUUGGUUUCUUCCUGACAGUCUUUGUGGAACAGCUCGUCCUGACCUUCCAGAAGGACAAACCUUCCUUCAUUGACCUGGAGACCUUCAAUGCUGGCUCAGAUGCUGGCAGUGACUCCGAGUACGAGAGCCCCUUCAUCGCCUCUGCCCGGGGACGCCCCCUCUACUCCGACCACAGCCCCCACUCCCACGGCCUCAGCAUCCAGGAGCUCUCCCGUUCCGGCCCCCUGCGCCUCCUGGGCUUGGUGUUUGCUCUCUGCACACAUUCCAUCUUCGAGGGGCUGGCCCUGGGCUUGCAGGAGGAAGGUGACAAAAUCCUCAGCUUGUUCCUGGGCGUCGCCGUUCACGAGGCGCUGGUGGCCGUGGCUCUGGGCAUCAGCAUGGCCAAGGCCUCCCUGCCCAUGAAGGACGCUGUGAAGCUGGGCCUGGCUGUCAGCCUGAUGAUCCCUCUGGGCAUCAGCAUCGGGAUGGGCAUCGAGAGCACCCGCAGCUCAGCCAGCAGCAUCAUCUCCCUCCUCCUGCAAGGCUUGGCGGGCGGCACCUUCCUGUUCGUCACCUUCUUCGAGAUCCUGGGCAAGGAGCUGGAGGACAAGAACAAUCGGCUGCUGAAGGUUCUGUUCCUGGUGUUGGGUUACACGCUGCUGGCCGGGAUGAUCUUCAUCAAGUGGUGAGAGGAGGGGGGCAAAGAGUUGGGAAGCCAACCUCAGCUCCUGGCCUGGCCCUGGAGGAGCUGCUCUCAGCCCAGCUGAGGCUGCACAGCCAGGAGAAACCUGCCGGUGCUUCCCCGGGGGAAGGAGAAUUCCCUCUGUGUGCUCAGAGGGAGAGAAACACGAGGAGUGUCCCGGCGGGGGGGGGUCACCCAGGCACUGGCCCUGCUGCUGCCUCUCUGGGUGCAGCAAAACCUGGAGAAAUGGGGUGCUGGGGCUGCCUGCCAGGAGCUGCUGCCUCCCUGCUCCUGCCCCUCAGCCCCGGCGGGGCUCAGCAUCACCUCCCGUGGCCCUCGGGAGGGGACAAAGGACACCGGGAAGGGCCCCGGAGGAGCGGGGAGGGGAGGAGAGGGGGGGGAUGGAGGAGCGCGCAGCCGCCUUAAGCGGCUUAGGGGUUUUUUUCAGCAAAACCUCGGUUGUAAGAGCUGCCAAAAAUACCUCCGUGGCGGGGCGGUGCCACGGGCCCGGCCCCGCUGCAGCAUCCCCCGGGACCGGCGCCAUUUUAACCCAGAAAGGGCUCCGGGAGCCUUUGAUCCGCGGUGAUUAACGAGAGCCGGGGCCGGGCCCGCUCCUCAGCCAUUCCCGGAGCAUUCCCUGGGGAAUCCUCCGGCAGCAGCUGGAGGCUGAGGAGCCCUCGGGGCCGCAGCUUCCCUUCCCCGGCAGCGAUUUCCCGAGGAGCGGGGAGCGAGGCUCCGGAUUUGAGGGCAAACCCUGGGGGUUGAGGUGCGGGGUU